Molecule: messenger RNA, 4103 nt
Organism: Vigna umbellata (rice bean)
Lineage: Eukaryota; Viridiplantae; Streptophyta; Magnoliopsida; Fabales; Fabaceae
Source: RefSeq, a predicted model, not a curated record
CCAAUGCAUGUCAUGCAGACGCAUCAUAAUCAAACCUCUCAGUUUUCUUACACGUAUACACACUUCAAGAGAACAUGUGAAAGCAUGCACCAUUACCAUGAAGCUUGGGACUUCUAUCUUCUGCCAAUAAUACAUGCUCACAAUCCAAGAACAACCACUACCGCUUUCCAACCCACAACUACACCAUUAAAUUUCACUUGUCUUCAUGUGUCUUUCUGUUAAUAAGAGCAACUAUUUGAGCUAAAGAACAACCCACCACCGCUUCCCUCACUAACUCCUUCACUUGUUCAAUCCCAAAAUGAGAGAAGCAUCAAUGAGGAUUUCAACCCUUGGCAUUGUGCUCUUGUGUUUUUAUUCUGCACUCCUUUGCCGUGGAAAUGAGAGCACCAUGAGAGUGCUUUUGGAGGUGAAAUCAUCGUUCACUCAAGACCCAGAAAAUGUUUUAAGUGAUUGGUCAGAGAACAACACCGAUUACUGUAGCUGGAGAGGAGUGUCAUGUGGAUCAAAGAAGCUCAAUGCUUUGGAUGAUGACGACGACUCGGUGCGAGUGGUGGGACUCAACCUUUCCGAUUCGUCACUCGGUGGGUCCAUUUCACCUUCACUCGGUCGUUUGCAAAACCUACUCCACCUUGAUCUCUCUUCUAACCACCUAGAGGGUCCUAUUCCAUCUGCCCUCUCCAACUUAACUUCGUUGGAAUCUCUCCUUCUCCACUCUAACCAACUCACCGGUCAUAUCCCCACCGAGUUAGACUCGCUAAUGCAACUCCGAGUAUUGCGAAUCGGUAACAACCAACUCAAUGGCCCGAUUCCCGAGACACUUGGGUAUAUGCCCAGCCUUGAGUACCUUGGUUUGGCCUCAUGCAGACUCAGCGGUCAGAUCCCGGCCCAGCUAGGUCGACUCAGUGAGUUGCAAUAUUUGACUCUGCAGGAAAACGAGUUGACUGGGUCGAUUCCGUACGAAGUGGGGUACUGCUGGAGCCUUGAAGUCUUCAGCGCCGCUGGGAACAGACUCAAUGGCUCGGUUCCGAGUGAACUGAGUCUACUAAGGAAACUUCAAAUUCUGAACCUCGCAAACAACAGCUUAACCGGGUCAAUUCCGAGUCAACUCGGGCAGCUGAGUCAGCUUACAUAUCUGAAUUUAAUGGGUAACGAACUCGAGGGUCGUAUUCCACCGUCUCUGGCUCAAUUGGGUAAACUUCAAAAUCUUGACUUGUCAAAUAAUACGCUCACUGGGGAAAUUCCAAAGGAGUUAGGGAACAUGGGUCAGUUACAAUAUUUGGUUCUCUCUGGGAACAAACUCCAUGGAACCAUUCCAAGAACCAUAUGUUCCAAUGCAACAAGUUUGGAGAACUUGCUGAUGUCAGAUUGUGGACUACAUGGUGAGAUACCAGCUGAGUUGGGUCAGUGCCAAUCCCUGAAACAACUUGAUUUAUCAGGCAAUGAUCUCAAUGGGUCAAUACCUAUUGAGGUUUAUGGGUUGAUGGGGCUAACUGAUCUCUUGCUUCACAACAACACUUUGGAUGGUUCAAUCUCUCCCUUCAUAGGAAACCUCACUAACAUGCAGAUUCUUGCAUUGUUUCAUAACAACUUGCGGGGUAAUCUGCCGAGAGAGAUUGGGAGGCUUGGGAAAUUGGAGAUAAUGUAUCUUUAUGAUAAUCAGUUAUCAGGGAAGAUUCCUUUCGAGAUUGGUAACUGUUCAAGCUUGGAAAUGGUUGAUUUUUUUGGAAACCAUUUCAGUGGUGAAAUUCCCUUCACUAUAGGGAGGCUGAAAGAGUUGAACUUUUUGCACCUUAGGCAGAAUGAGCUUGUGGGUGUGAUUCCCCCCACACUUGGGAACUGUCAUAAACUGACUGUGCUGGAUUUGGCAGAUAAUCGGCUCUCAGGUGGCAUUCCUGCAACAUUCGGAUUCCUCAGAGAGUUGAAGCUGUUCAUGCUCUACAACAAUUCUCUUGAAGGUAGUCUUCCUCACCAACUUAUAAAUGUAGCAAACCUGACCAGAGUGAAUCUUUCAAAUAACAGACUGAAUGGUAGUUUGGUUCCAUUAUGUAGCUCUAGUUCCUUUCUUUCUUUUGAUGUCACAGAUAAUGAAUUUGACGGUGAAAUACCCUUUGUCCUGGGAAAUUCACCUUCCCUUGACAGGCUGAGAUUAGGUAACAACAAGUUUUCUGGUGAAAUUCCAAGGACAUUGGGAAAAAUCACCGCAUUGUCAUUGUUAGACGUCUCAGGAAAUUCACUCACAGGUGGAAUACCAGACGAGCUUUCUUUGUGUAAUAACCUGACACACGUUGAUUUAAACAACAAUCUUCUAACUGGACACAUACCACCAUGGCUUGGAAGUUUGUCUCAAUUGGGAGAGGUUAAGCUCUCCUUCAAUCAAUUUUCUGGGUCUAUUCCACUAGGCCUACUCAAACAGCCCAAUUUGAUUGUUCUUUCCUUGAAUAACAAUUCUCUCAAUGGAAGUCUCCCAGGUGAUAUUGGUGAUCUUGUAUCUCUUAACACCCUCAGGCUGGACCAUAAUAACUUCUCUGGACCAAUCCCUCAAGAAAUAGGAAAAUUGAGCAAUCUUUAUGAGCUGCAGCUAUCUAGGAAUGCCUUUAGUGGGGAAAUACCAAUUGAGAUUGGAAGUCUCAAAAAUAUCCAAAGCAUUUUGGACUUAAGUUACAAUAAUCUCUCUGGUCAUAUCCCAUCUUCACUUAGCAUGCUGUCAAAAUUGGAAGUACUUAAUCUUUCUCACAAUGCACUCACUGGAGAAGUGCCUUCAGCAGUUGGUGAAUUGACUAGCCUGCAGAAGCUUGACAUCUCUUACAAUAACCUUCAAGGAGCAUUGGAUAAGCAAUUCUCCCGCUGGCCUCGAGAGUCAUUUGAAGGGAACCUUCAUCUUUGUGGAGCCUCUCUUGAAAGAUGCAAAAGUGGUGAUGGUUCCGGCAAUAAACGAUCAGUCUUCAGCAGCACAUCAGUGGUUAUUGUCUCUACACUUUCAGCUUUAGCUGCAAUUGCUUUACUUACACUUGUAGUGAUCGUCUUCUUUAAAACCAAGCAAGAAUUUUUCAGGAGAGGCAGUGAAGUGAGUUUUGUUUUCUCCUCUUCAUCACGAGCACAUAAACGAUCGUUGAUCCCUCUAAACGUGCCUGCAAAGAGGGAUUUCAGGUGGCACGAUAUCAUGGGUUCCACAAACAAUCUAAGCGACGAGUUCGUAGUUGGUUGUGGAGGUUCCGGGACAGUGUACAGAGUCGAAUUGCCCUCUGGAGAGAUCGUGGCUGUGAAGAAGAUUUCAGGAAAAGAUGAUUAUCUGUUGAACAAAAGCUUUAUAAGAGAAAUCAAAACUUUGGGGAGGGUCAAACAUAGGCAUCUGGUAAAACUGAUGGGUUGUUGUAGCAACAGAAUCAAAGGAACAGGUUGGAACCUAUUGAUAUAUGAGUAUAUGGAGAAUGGGAGUGUUUGGGAUUGGUUACAUGGGGUGCCUCUCAAAGCAAAGAGGAUCCUUGAUUGGGACACAAGGUUCAAAAUUGCAAUGGGAUUAGCUCACGGAGUGGAGUACCUCCAUCAUGAUUGUGUGCCAAAGAUCAUUCACAGGGACAUCAAAUCCAGCAACAUAUUACUAGAUUCCGACAUGGAGGCACACCUGGGAGACUUUGGACUGGAAAAAUCACUCGUUGAGAAUCCAGAAUCUAAUGCAUUGUCUAAUUCUUGCUUUGCUGGAUCUUAUGGAUACAUAGCCCCAGAGUAUGCAUACUCACUAAAGGGCACAGAGAAAACUGAUGUGUACAGCAUGGGAGUGGUGUUUAUGGAACUUGUUACUGGAAAAGUGCCAACAGAUGCAGCUUUCGGAGCAGAGAUGGACAUGGUGAGAUGGGUGAAGAUGCAGCUUGAGAAGGAAGGCAUUGCGGUUGAAGCAGUGAUAGAUCCUCAGCUGAAACCCCUUUUGCCUUGUGAAGAGUUUGCUGCAUUGCAGGUGCUCGAGAUAGCCAUACACUGCACAAAAACUGCACCACAAGAGAGGCCAACAUCAAGGCAAGUAUGCAAUCAUCUCCUUCACGUAUCCAACAACAAAAUUGUGGAUUUUGAGAAGAAAAAUCUGGAUCGUAACUGGUGAUUUUCUUUCC